CGUCCAUUGGACCGGCUACGGACCACUAUGACAUACAUAUAUUGUAUGGUUUAUGGCACCAAGCAGGAGAAAGCCGCCAUCAUUGAUCUAGUCAACAAAGCCCAUGCCCCUGUUCAAGGAUCAGACUACUCUGCCAACGACCCUGUUCUGCAGACAUGGGUUGCUGCGACACUCUAUGCAGUGGGAAUCGACUUGUAUCAAAGAAUAUUUGGAGAUCUAGAUGAAGAGACAUCUGAAAAAAUCUACAGAGAAUACGCCAUUCUAGCUGUUUCGUUACGUGUUCCACCGUCGAUGUGGCCCAAGGACCGAAAAUCAUUUUGGCAAUACUGGGAUGAGCAAAUCCAGACCUUGCAAAUCAGUCAGAAUGCCAAGAAUGUAGCCAAGGGUUUGCUCUAUAACAAAACCGCACCGUUGCAAGUCCGUGCUACUCUUCCUUUCGUUCGUCUGGUUACAGCGGAGAUGCUGCCGAAGCGGUUUCGUGAGGAGUUUGGGCUGAAAACUAGUAGGUCUCGCAGAGUUGGCUACAAAAUAACGCUAGGGAUCACCCGUGCAAUCUACCCAGCAUUACCAAGGUUCAUUCGCACGUAUCCCAAGCGGUAUUACUUGAAAGAUAUGCGACGUCGAUUGGCAAAUUAAAUAGAACGAUAUGUUUCAGCCCUUGGUUAGUGC
This is a messenger RNA of Talaromyces proteolyticus, 669 nucleotides long. RefSeq lists its product as uncharacterized. Gene Ontology annotation, molecular function: oxidoreductase activity. The record is from RefSeq and is a predicted model, not a curated record. The coding region runs from base 28 to 636 and encodes 202 amino acids. NCBI's taxonomy places the organism in Eukaryota, Fungi, Ascomycota, Eurotiomycetes, Eurotiales, Trichocomaceae. The transcript has a single exon.